Molecule: messenger RNA, 204 nt
Organism: Rodentolepis nana
Lineage: Eukaryota; Metazoa; Platyhelminthes; Cestoda; Cyclophyllidea; Hymenolepididae
Source: the annotation of a GenBank genome assembly
AUGACGAUUAUGGAAGUGAAAAUGGGUCCAGAAACGCAUGCAUUUGUUCUCAGACGAGACAAAGCCCGGAUUGACCGCUCUGAGAUAUGGGCAUCCAGCGCAUCAAAGGAGGUCAGAACUGCUCGAAUAGAAAACAGAGACGCCGAAAAUAGUUAUUUCGAAGUCGAGGAAGGUUCAAUGUAUACAGCUAGAAUGGCAGAUUGA